This is a messenger RNA of Leptosia nina, 2514 nucleotides long. Lineage: Eukaryota; Metazoa; Arthropoda; Insecta; Lepidoptera; Pieridae. The record is from the annotation of a GenBank genome assembly.
AUGGAUAGUGUCUCUAUGAAUCACUAUGAAAAGCAGCUAUAUAGUGUUUUUAAAACGUUCGACGUAGAGAACGAUGAAGCCCUAAACAAGCAGGCUGUUCUCGACCUUUGUGACGCGUUACAGCUGGAGGAUCGUGGAGCAGCUCUGGUCGACACCUUAUUCGAAAGUCAGGGUAGCCGUGUCACCUUCACGCAGUUCAAGAACGGCUUGCUAUCAGUGCUUGGUGGUGAAGCGCGCUCGCAAUCACCCGCGCCUGUUGCUCCUUCAAUUCCUGGUUGUACGCGAGCAUCUGUAUCAACACCAUCCCAUAGUGACGACGAUUCUUCGGGUCGUGAAGUAGCCCCUAAAUUUACCUUCGGUUCAAAAAAGUAUGGUCGUCGCUCACGACCACCGAGGGUUGAUUCGGAGGUAUCGCCUCGACAUCGCGUCGCCUCAGAGUCACGACUGGACGGAGAACGUGUAAAGCAACGCAUGAAGUGCAAACGAAGUUCUUCUGCCAUGGAGACCCGUCCCGAUCCCACUAGUGAUGAUGAUGUGUUAAAGCUAGAUCAUGAGCAGCGUGUGAAUAUUGAGAGUGCUCUGAAACUUUGCCAAGGUCUACAAAUGCAUGCAGUUGAUAAAAAACUCAUAGAAGUAAUAUUUGAACAAUCAAAGACCGAUGAAAUGAGUGCUGGAGAGUUUUUUGACAGAUUAAAUUUAUCUCUUCAAACAUCAAUUGAAGCAAGCUUUGAUGAAAGUACCAUUGAGGAUCAUUCUAUAGACGUAGAUAUAAUUGCCAGCAUUGAAGUUGUUGAAGCCUGGGAACGUGCUGGGGUACAGAAACCAAGGCACCUGUUACAUGAGCUAGGAUUUAGCGUUGUAGGUUUGCAUCCCCAAGAUCUAGAACGGGCACUAGAUGAAGAACUUCAAGCUCUUGGUUCUUCACCGAGUGUUUCGGAACCCCAAUCUCUUCUAUUACUUGCUUCUAGUACAUUAAGCAAGUUACGAAUAGAAAAGUUUCGUCGAAAACUCGAUAUGGCGAUAGCUGAACGCAAUAAGUUACGGAUAGACCUAUCUGAAGCCAAUAGGCGUGCUCGAAUUUUAGCGCAGGAUGUAGACGAGAACCAUGCGCGGAUAGAAGCAGAGCUGAAGAACCGAGUACGAUCAUUGGAAGCGAAACAUGCAGAUGCAAUGCGCACAACUGCAGCUGAAGCGGCAGCGGAGCGUGAUCGUGCAACAUGCUUGCAACGCGAUUUGGAAGCAGAAGUUGCUCUCCGUGCAGAAACAGAAAGUCGGCUUCGUGGAGACUUGGCUGCUUCCAAUCACCGAAUUCAGGAACUUGAGGAUCGCAUUACCGAAUAUGAAAAUCGUAGUUAUGAUGCUGAACGCGAGUGGAGUAGGCAGCUAAAAAGUGCUCUUGAAGCAGCGCAAGCUGACGCAGCGUGCGCAGAACGAGAGCGUCUUGCGCGGGAGGAACUGGAAGUGCGGCUGUGUGAACUGCGUCAAGAACACCAGCUCAUGACUGACCGCGUUGACGAGCUUUCUGCUGCCUUAGAACGCGCUCAUGCAGUACAACAAAAAGAUAUUUCUAAUGACUGCAAUGACUUAGAAUCUGAUAGUAUGAUAAAAGCAGUUACUGCUAAACUCGAUGACCUUUCAUCAUUGGAGAGUACAAAUUGUGAAAGAGCUGUCUCAGAGACUUCAACAGCAGCGUCUAAUGGACAUGAUCUCAAGGGGGAAUUAGUGCAAGUCACCCAACCAGAGACAGAUAAUAAGGAUAUGCUGAAGCAGGAGCUCGAAAAUAUGAAGGCAGCACACGAGUCUGAAGUCAAAAGUCUAAAUAACAUCAUCAAAGAUCUCGAGUUUAGUGUAGAACAACUGCGUGAGGAGUAUGAAAGGUGUGAGGAGUACUGGGCAGGUCGGUUGAAGAACGAGCGCGAACAACAGCGCGCCUCUGACGAGCGUCUGGCUGAGCUGGUCGAUAAAAUACACGCAUACGAAAUGCAGUUUGCUGCCUCGACCACGCCCCUACCCCCCAUAACAGAGAGCGCGCUAGAAGAGCAAUACUUGCUUCUGGAAAAUGAAAUGCAAGUGUUUCGUAGCAAUAAGGAACAAGAGAUUCUUUACAAGGUGGACGAAAUAAAUAAACAAAAGAAACACAUAGAAGAACUAGAAAAGAGGGUCGAGCAGCACCAGCAGCAGCUGCAGCAAACCCAGUCGCAGCUACAGCAGUUGCAACAGCGGUCGAAUGCGCGACACUGCACAGAUAUAGAUGUUCAGAGAAAGCAGACGCGUACGAGUGCGUGUUGGUGCGGAUCAAACGCGAGUACAGGUACCGAUACGGGAGCAUGCGCAAACGCAUUGCGGGCACGAGCAGCGCGAGCUGAGCGCGCCGCGCAACGUCUACACGCGCGGCUCGCUGCCGCGGACCUUCUUGUCAAAGACCUCUACAUCGAGAACUGCCGUCUUGCUCAUUUACCCUCAUCCCACUUGCCCCAUAUGCCCCAUUUGCCCCAUCUACCGCGCAUGCCUUGA